Messenger RNA from Octopus bimaculoides (California two-spot octopus), 2395 nucleotides. Its product is annotated as N-chimaerin. The record is from RefSeq and is a predicted model, not a curated record. Lineage: Eukaryota; Metazoa; Mollusca; Cephalopoda; Octopoda; Octopodidae. Gene Ontology annotation, biological process: signal transduction; regulation of GTPase activity. Gene Ontology annotation, molecular function: GTPase activator activity.
ACAGCAGUAGCAGUAGCGACAGCAGUCCUCUUCAUGUUAUAGUAGCUCUAGUAUUUUUACCAGCUACUUGUUAGCCUCUUUCUCUCUCUCUCUCUCUCCUUUCCUCUUACUCCUCUCUCUCUCUCUCUCCCUACCUCCAGCUCUAUCUUUCACUGUCUUCAUCCUUACGUCAAUUUGGGUAACUUCUAAAAGACUUAGUAGUAAGCGAGGAGCUGAGCGAGUCAUCUUUUAGCUCUUAGAAGACAACACACGCACGUUGUAGGAUGCCAGACUGGGGCACAGUUGCUGCUUCUCGUUUUCACUGAACACUGUUGUAUUAUAUACACCAGACCUGGACGACACACGCGUAUCCACCCGCGCGUGUACGCAUACCACAUAUAUACAUUCACUAUCAUCUAUAUUCUAGACAUAGAUAGAUCUCCCUACCUUAUUUGCACGCCACAAUGCAUGGGUUCAUUUGGUUGCUGUAAAACACCUCGUGGUUGCGGUAACGUGUAGAUGUGUUGCUAUGGAUGGCAGUGGUGGCGGCAACAACAGUAAUGAACAGCUCCCGCAGUGGAAAACAUACUUGUAUCAGUUGCAGAAAGAAGCACCGCAUCCUCGGCGGAUCAUUUGUCACAGAGAAAUUCCAAACAAACCCUAUUUUUAUGGGAAAGAGUAUCAUGGGCACAUAAGUCGUGAAGAUACAGAUCGACUACUUGAUGACAAGGAUGGUUCUUAUCUUGUACGUAAGAGUGACCGAGCACCUGAGGCCUUCACUCUGGCCAUCAGAUUUGAUGGACAGACCAAAAAUUUUAAACUAUACCAUGAUGGCCAGCACUAUGUAGGUGAGAAGCGGUUCGACACCAUACAUGAUCUUGUUGCUGAUGGACUAAUUACAUUUUACCUGGAGUCCCGGGCAUCAGACUACAUCGAAUCCUUAUCCAUCUCAAACUAUGCCGAGUCUCCAUAUCUUGCCUACAGUACCAAAAAGAAAAGGUUGGCCCGCUCAACCACUCGGAGGAGCUCUACCGGUACAAACAACCAAGUUACCACAUCAAAUUGUUCUGUUGAAAAUAACUCCUCGGACGAACAGUUAUCACCAGAUUCCGAUUUUGCUACCAAUGUGCAAGAAUACGAAAAAUCUCACUGCUUUAAGGUGCAAAAUUUUAUUGGACUACACUGGUGUGAUUACUGUGCCAACUUUAUGUGGGGACUAAUUGCUCAAGGAGUUAAGUGCCAAGACUGUGGGUUUGAAGCACAUAAAAAGUGUUCUGAAAGAGUCCCAAAUGACUGCAUGCCGGACAUGAAAUAUGUUAAAAGACUGUUUGGCGCCGAUUUGACAACAGUUGUUAAAGCUCAAAAUACACCAAUUCCUAUUGUGGUGGAAAAAUGUAUCAAAGAAAUUGAACACAGAGGUGUAGAUUUUGAAGGAAUGUACAGAGUAGCAGGUUUCCAUGACGACAUAGAAGCUGUUCGCAUGGAAUUUGAUAGAGAUGGUGAAAAUACUGAUAUUAGUGAAUCACGACUUGAAGAUGUGAACACACUGACCAGUGUGUUAAAGUUAUAUUUCCGAUUACUGCCCAUUCCACUUAUUUCUUUCGAAUCAUAUCCAAAGCUACUAGAGGCUGUCCAAAAACCUGGGUUGAAAGAAAAAGAAAAACUGCAAAUGAUCAAAGAAGCUUUACAUUUGUUACAACCAGCUCAUUACCAAACUCUAAAAUAUUUAAUGGCUCAUCUCGAUCGAGUGAUUGAACAACAAAGUAAAAACAUGAUGAGUCCAGAGAAUCUUGCCAUAGUAUUUGCUCCAACAUUGAUGAGAUCACCAGAUGCCACAGCUAGCCUUAUGGCUGUCAAGCUGGAGCAAACAGUUACAGAACUUAUCCUCUCUAAUCAAAAAGAACUUUUACGGUGAACUGUUGACAUUCAAUCACACAUAUGCAUACACAAACAUGCCCACCACACACUACUGCCAGAAAGAAAAAAGAAUAAUAAUAAUAAAAAGAAAAAGAAAACCUCUUCCGCAGUUGCUGUGUCCAUAGCAACACAAGAAGACCGAACUGUACAAAUUUCCUUUCCAAUUCAUUCGGUCUUCAAAUUUACUUUUCCUUUACUGAAAUUGGGGCCAAAUUUUGUCAUUUCCCCCCUUCCCAUAUCCUGUUUACCCCUUUCCACACUCACUCAUGUCCUAAGUUUUCAACAUCAAACCCCAAUAUAAUAGGCAUAUAUAAAAAUCCCAAAACAUCAAACAAACGUUUUAAUCCCAAACUGUUGAGCAGAUAAUCCACACCAAUAUCCUAAUGUAAAUUUAAAUUUUGAUAAUACUGCUUCAAGAAAAAAAAAAAAAACAGAAAAAAUUGGAAAAAAAAAUAUAUCCCAAAAAUAUGAGAAAAAAAAAAGAAAAGAAAGAAAGAAA